Fulvia fulva is the source of this 1113-nucleotide messenger RNA. RefSeq lists its product as uncharacterized. The record is from RefSeq and is a predicted model, not a curated record. The coding region runs from base 1 to 1113 and encodes 370 amino acids. The transcript is spliced from 3 exons. NCBI's taxonomy places the organism in Eukaryota, Fungi, Ascomycota, Dothideomycetes, Mycosphaerellales, Mycosphaerellaceae.
AUGAGUAACUAUGGCUCCUUUGGGAGCUUCGAGCUCAACUCCAUCGUCCGAGGAGCGCAGCUCACCCUCGUCGGUGCCAACAGAGCACUGCAGAAUCCAGGAUUGUUCUCGUCAGAACACUACAAACAGGCAGCAUUGGCAGUAGCAGCGGGCAUUGCAAUCAGACUGCUUGUCGCUAUACCAACCCUCGGCAUCCGCGUCCUCCUCCGCUCCCUAGGCCUCUUCACCGACCUCUCCGGCUCAACAUGGGACGAAGACAUCGUCCAAGGCAUCGAGUUCAUCGAACACUCCGUCCUCCAGGUCCCCUUCUUCCUCAUGUCCUUCAUGCGAUACCUCAGUCCCGCCAUGGACCAGAUGUUCAUGAACUCCCUGCAGUGGGUGGAUCAGACAUAUCUUCAGAAACACAAGAGCGAGGACCCGUCUGGCCUGAGAGCGAUGUACUACCCGAACCUACGACUCUACAGUGAGCAUGCGAAGACGGCGCAGAAGAAGGAGCCGAAGGAGGCUAUGACGGCGUUCUUUAUGAGGUUUGGGAAGAAGGCGGUGUUGAGUUUGGGGAUCUACCUCCUGUCCUUCAUACCGUAUGUUGGAAGGUUUGUGCUGCCGGCAGCAUCUUUCUACACCUUCAACAAGGCGGUCGGUCUGCAGCCUGCUGUGCUCAUCUUUGGGAGUUCGCUGUUCUUACCGAAGCGGUAUCUGGUUAUGUUCCUCCAGAGCUAUUUCUCAAGCAGAAGCUUGAUGCGUGAGCUGCUCGAGCCGUACUUUUCACGCAUCCGAUACACCUCGGAGCAGAAACGAAAGUGGUUCCACGACCGCGAAGGCGUCCUCUACGGUUUCGCCCUCGCUUUCUUCGUCUUCCUCAAAAUACCUCUCCUCGGCGUCCUCAUCUACGGUGUGGCAGAAGCCUCAACUGCCUAUCUCAUCACGAAGAUCACCGAGCCACCUCCAGCACCAGCAGAAGCAGAGGAGUUCAAGAAGAUGGACGUCAAGUGGGAGAACAAACACGAGUUCUUAUCCUUGCCAUUAGACGCACUGGACAAGUUCAAUACGACUGCAAAGGGCAAGCAAGUACGGCCAGACACCACUGGCAACUUGGGCAAGCAGUUCACCUAG